This is a messenger RNA of Oreochromis aureus, 587 nucleotides long. Its product is annotated as cystatin-D-like. The transcript is spliced from 3 exons. Bases 142 to 549 code for a protein of 135 amino acids. The record is from RefSeq and is a predicted model, not a curated record. NCBI's taxonomy places the organism in Eukaryota, Metazoa, Chordata, Actinopteri, Cichliformes, Cichlidae. Gene Ontology annotation, molecular function: cysteine-type endopeptidase inhibitor activity.
CUUUUACGUUCAGUUAAUCAGCAGAUUGGACGCAGGUGUGCGUUUACCUAGCAAGUUUUAACCCGGCAUAUAACGCGAAUUUAGACACUCAGAGCCGAGACUGUCUUUUAUAAACUUUGGAGCCACUUGUUUUGAUUCAGGAUGUUUGCCUGGUUUUGUGUUUUUGUUUGUGCUUCGGCCGCCGGACAAACCAUGACCGGGGAGCCCCGAAGUGUUCCGGUUAACGACACCAGGGUUUUGACGGCAGCUCGUUUUGCUGUGGCUGAAUUCAACAAAGUCAACGCAGGAGAGACGUUCGCUUAUAAAACUGUGGCGAUAACAUCGGCUAAAAUUCAGGUAGUUGCGGGAAUAAAGUACAUUCUGGACAUGCUGCUGGGGCAGACUGUGUGCAGCAGAAGCCACGCUGCUGCGGACAGCGAGCCAUGUGCUUUCCAGUCUAGACGCAAGGCAAGUUCAAGAACUGGGUGGUGCAUAACACAACGAGGGGGAGUACCAGUGCCACUUCGUCGUUGUAGAAGUCCCCUGGGAGAAAUCACGUGUUCUCUCUAAAAAUGAGUGCCACCAAAAUAAAAGCUAAUACACUCAUA